AUGUACAGUAGCAACCAAUUGGUAUUAGCUCAAAACCUGGACCAGCGCCCUACAAAUAUGACGAAAGCAUAUCUUGCAAAGCAAGAAGAAUGGAGACAAUGGUGUCUCAAGAAAGAAUUCGGAGAUGGUGAACUUGUGAAUGAUCAGAAACUAAGCUUUUUCAUGAUGGAUCAUGUCAUGAAUAGAGGACAUCGUAAAGAGUCUAGAUUUUUUAGUAGAAGAAAAGAGUUGUACGAUGCAAUUAAUGAAAGAGCAGAGUUAGAGAAUAUAUCCCCUGAAGAAGCUGCUCAAAGAAUGGAGAAUGACCAAGUUCAGCUUGGAAUUUCUCUAGAUAAAUAUAGAGCUUGA
Messenger RNA from Phycomyces blakesleeanus NRRL 1555(-), 348 nucleotides. RefSeq lists its product as hypothetical. The transcript is spliced from 3 exons. The record is from RefSeq and is a predicted model, not a curated record. Bases 1 to 348 code for a protein of 115 amino acids. NCBI's taxonomy places the organism in Eukaryota, Fungi, Mucoromycota, Mucoromycetes, Mucorales, Phycomycetaceae.